AUGCCUGAUGAAACAGGAGAUUCGAAUGCCUCCGUAGACAAUAAAACAGCUGAAACCACGGAGACACUAAAUGAACCAAAUACAAAUGAAAAUACCGCCACAGAAGUAGAAGUAAAAACAUACAAAAGUGUUACUCUUGGAGCAUUCGGUGGCUCCAAACACGUACGAAUAGAUACCAAUGAAGUAAAACCGGUUGGAAAGAAUGAAAUUGCGAUCGACGUACAAGCAUGUGGGAUCAAUUUCCUUGAUAUAAUGACCAGACAAGGUUUGAUGGAUCAGGCCGUUAAACCGCCAUUUAUUAUGGGAUCUGAAUGUACUGGUAUCAUUUGUGAAGUCGGUGAAAAAGUAACUACACACAAGGUUGGUGAUCCGGUUAUUGUUCUGUUAGAAAACGGUGCCUGGAGUGAACAAGAUACAGAAAAUCUUGACUCAACUGAAAAUACAAUCAACUCAAUUAUCUUGCCUAGACCAAAGUCGUUGGAUAUAAAUAAAGCUGCAGUAAUUGGAUUCGCCUAUAUUCCAGCUUAUAUUUUAAUUCAUCAUAUCGCCAAUAUACAUUCUGGGGAUAAAGUUCUGGUACACUCAGCUGGUGGUGGAGUGGGUACUGCAGUUGCACAAUUGGCAAAGCUUAUUCCAAAUGUUACUUUAAUUGGUACUGCAUCCAAGGAUAAGCAUGAAAAAUUGGCUGGGAUGUAUGAUGUUUUAAUUGAACCGGAUCAAGAUUGUGUUGCUGAAAUUAAAAAACUUUACCCUCAUGGAAUUAACGUAGUCCUCGACUGUAUAAGUGGUCCAGAUACAAACAGACUGUAUGGAGUAUUGAAACCUCUUGGAAAGCAUAUAAUUUAUGGUAUGUCUAAUUUGGUCACUGGAGAUAGGAAGAAUUUUUUGAAUUUAGCAAAACAUUGGUUUCAUAUGGAACGUAUCAAUCCAUUAAAGCUACACGAUGAGAACUUAGUACUUGGUGGAUUCUCAUUGAAAUCUUUUCUUUUCUCUCGUGAUCGAAAUCACAAUGACACGAAUAGGCUAAUUCUUAAAGUUUGGAAUGAAUUAACAAAAUUAAUUGAUAGUCAAAAAAUUGAUCCAUGGAUCGAUAGUCAAUGGUAUUUAGAUGAAACUAAAGAGGCUAUGAUGCGUUUACAAGAGAGAAAAAAUAUCGGUAAAGUUGUGCUGAUUCCGAAGUUGAAAGAAGUAAAAGUUCCAGAAGAAAAGGUUGAAGGUACAGAAAAACAAACAACAGAAGAGAUUUCAAAUAAUCUAACAAAUAAGUGA
This is a messenger RNA of Heterobilharzia americana, 1269 nucleotides long. Lineage: Eukaryota; Metazoa; Platyhelminthes; Trematoda; Strigeidida; Schistosomatidae. The record is from the annotation of a GenBank genome assembly.